AUUGGUGUUUCCGCUUCUAACAUUGUGACAUCAUGAGGAACUAAACGCUGCACGAGCACGCGCAUCAGCAAGGACAUCAGACCACAAACAGAGACUUUCAGUCAGCGAGUGUUGAUGAUGGCAGUGGAUUGGGCUGGUUAUGGAUAUGCAGCUCUGGUGGCAUCUGGAGGAGUUAUUGGAUAUGUCAAAGCAGGCAGUGUCCCGUCCCUGGGCGCGGGGCUGCUUUUUGGGAGUUUGGCUGGUUUUGGAGCCUACCAGACAUCACAAGAUUCUAAAAACAUUUGGCUGUCUUUAGGCACAUCUGGGACUCUUGCUGCUAUCAUGGGAAAGAGAUUCUAUAACACACGGAAGAUCAUGCCGGCUGGUCUCAUUGCUGGAGCAAGUGUUCUGAUGCUGGCUAAACUUGGAGCCGGUAUGCUACAGAAACCUCAGCAAUCAUGAUACACAAAUGAUGUGCUUUCCUUCAAACAUGCAUACAUGUCAUGGGUAUUUUGUAUAAUCUGCACAAUAAAAAUGUAGUUUAAGGUUGAUUCCUGAGUGAACAUGAGUCUUCACCCAUUUCAUGUAUAUAAAAUACUUACAAAAUAGUAUUUAUUGAUUUGAGCUUGGUUCAACCAAAUCACUGUUGCUAUCUACAAUAUACUAUGUUCAUGUUAUAAUUCUCCAUACUACUAACAGAAAAAAAGAUGUUGACAUUUGAUACAAGGAAAUAAAAAUAACAUUGGUUCUGCAAGGUAAUCACAAGUACACAUACAAAAGAAAAAAAGGAAUAUACAUUUAAAAAAUGCAUACUAUAAAAAAGUCAAGAGUUGACAAAAAAUAGAAGAAAAUAUGUGGGAUAUAUCUACCCAUUCCAUUAUAAAUGGAUAUGCUUGCAUUAGAAAUACAUGCAUAAACUGAACUGAAAAAGAAUGGAUAAUAAAAUUGAUUGACAGCU
Myxocyprinus asiaticus (Chinese sucker) is the source of this 937-nucleotide messenger RNA. Its product is annotated as transmembrane protein 14C. Gene Ontology annotation, biological process: regulation of heme biosynthetic process. NCBI's taxonomy places the organism in Eukaryota, Metazoa, Chordata, Actinopteri, Cypriniformes, Catostomidae. The record is from RefSeq and is a predicted model, not a curated record. Gene Ontology annotation, cellular component: mitochondrial membrane. Bases 115 to 441 code for a protein of 108 amino acids. The transcript is spliced from 5 exons.